This is a messenger RNA of Penicillium canariense, 1746 nucleotides long. Its product is annotated as acyl--CoA ligase. Gene Ontology annotation, molecular function: CoA-ligase activity. The record is from RefSeq and is a predicted model, not a curated record. Lineage: Eukaryota; Fungi; Ascomycota; Eurotiomycetes; Eurotiales; Aspergillaceae. The coding region runs from base 1 to 1746 and encodes 581 amino acids. The transcript has 6 exons.
AUGGUUUUCCUCCCAGAUCCGCGAUGCGCUGCGCUGGGACAUGUCCCAGACGAUAUUCCCGUUAGCGAAUUCAUGUUGAACGAGGCAUAUGGACGAGUUGCUCACGAUCAGUCGAGGGAUCCGUACACGUGCGGCUUAACGGGCCAGACAUACUCAUCGCGGGAGGUGGUGGCUCGGGUGGAUCAUAUCGCACGCGGUCUCGCGAAGGAGUUCGGAUGGGCACCGAAUCAGGGCACAGAGUUCGAUAAGACUCUGGCAGUCUUCAGCGUGAAUACGAUUGACUCGCUGCCAUUUUUCUGGGGUGUGCACCGACUAGGUGGCGUUGUGUCGCCUGCCAAUGCUUCAUACUCCGCCGCCGAGCUGAAGCACCAGAUUCUGGACUCUGGCGCCAAAGCCUUGUUCACCUGCGUUCCGCUCCUGUCCAUCGCUCUGGAGGGCGCCGCCCAGGCUGGCCUGCCCAAGAGCAAGAUCUAUCUGAUUGACGUGCCUCAGCCUCUCCUGGGUGGCGCCAACCCACCAUCCGAAUAUAAGUCUCUCUCCCAGCUGGCCGAGGCAGGCAAGACGCUGCCCGCGCUGGAGCCACUGCAGUGGGGACCUGGAGAGGGAGCACGACGAACCGCUUUCUUGUGCUAUUCUAGUGGAACUUCUGGUCUGCCGAAAGGCGUGAUGAUUUCCCAUCGGAACGUCAUCGCGAACACCCUGCAGAUCAAGACGUUCGAGCACAGCCAUCGUGCCUCCCAGCAACCCGCGGACGGAAGAUCCGUGUAUUCGGAGGUCUCACUCGGCCUUCUUCCACAAAGCCACAUCUACGGCUUGGUCGUCAUCUGUCACGCGGGCGCCUACCGCGGAGACCAGGUCAUCGUCCUACCUAAGUUUGAGCUCAAGUCCUAUCUUGAGUCGAUCCAGAGAUUCAAGAUCAGCGUUCUCUUUUUGGUCCCUCCGAUCAUCAUCAACAUGCUUCGUAGCCAGAACAUCUGUUCCAAGUAUAAUCUCAGCUCUAUGAAGACCCUCUUCUCGGGGGCAGCGCCAUUGGGUAUGGAGACCGCAGCCGAUUUCCAGAAGGUUUACCCCAAUGUUCUCAUUCGCCAGGGAUAUGGUCUCACUGAAACGUGUACCGUUGUCAGCUCGACACAUCCCGGCGACAUUGUGCUGGGCUCGUCUGGAUGCUUGCUCCCUGGCUUCGAAGCCCGUCUCGUGUCCCCCGAGGGUCAGGAGAUCACAGCUUACGACACCCCGGGUGAACUAGUGGUGCGCUCCCCCAGUGUGGUAUUGGGAUACUUGAACAACGACAAGGCCACCAAGGAAACCUUUGAGGAUGGAUGGAUGCGUACCGGCGAUGAGGCAGUUUUCCGCAAGGGUCCCCAGGGCACCGAGCACGUCUUCAUUGUUGACCGUAUCAAGGAGUUGAUCAAGGUCAAGGGUCUGCAAGUAGCACCCGCUGAGCUGGAAGCACAUCUUCUCACACACCCGGCCGUGGCCGACUGUGCUGUCAUCGCCGUCCCCGACCACGCCGCAGGUGAAGUCCCCAAGGCCAUCGUCGUCAAGUCGCCCUCUGCCGGCUCCGAUGAGGCCGCUGCUGAGGCCAUCAAAAAGCAUGUCCAGGACCAUAAAGCGCGGCACAAGUGGCUGAAGGGCGGUGUUAGGUUUAUAGAUGUGGUUCCAAAGAGCCCCAGUGGCAAGAUUCUGCGCCGGUUGCUGCGUGAUCAGGAGAAGGAGGCAAGAAGGAAGGCUGGCGCCAAGAUCUGA